ACCACCGUUAGCUAUCUUCUAAAUAGAUUGAUAGAAUAGAAGGUUACGUGAAUAAUUUAAACAGAAGAAAAGCAACCCUAAAAUCGUGCAAACACGUAUAAUAUUAAAACAAAAACAAUACCUACAGCCAAGGAUAACCUUAAACAAGAUCUUUGAUUCUCUCCUCUUCUUCUUCCUUUUCUUUUUCUUUUUUCCUUAUUAUUAUAAUAAUAAUCAAACCCUCAUUAGUUUCCUCUUUUACCUAUCUCUCCAUUCAAUCCAAUCUAACCUCACCUUAGAGGGAGAGAGGAGGAAGGCUUUUCCCUUUCCUCUUUCCUCGUCUUUCUCUCUUUUCAUUCUUUCUUUCUCCAUUUUUUUCCUGAUUCAUUUUCUUAGUUUUCUAUGAGGAAUUUGUGUCCAAAUUUUGAUAAGGAAGAUGCGCUUGAUACCGUAUUGGAAGUGCCUAUCCCGGAAGAGAUGUUUACCAAUAUGGGUAGCAAUGGUGCUUCGAGAUGGGCUAAUAUGCGUGCAUUAAUGAGAGCUCAAUCUGCUGAUAAAUCGUCUCAUUUACAAGCUAAAUCUGAUAACGAGUUUAUUGCAUUGCUUAAGCUUGUUGGUUCUCCUCUCGUCCCUUUCCAGGUUCAUCCUGAUCAGCCUGUUACUCGUCCUAUGAUCAGAGAUUGUUCCAUUGAAGCUUCUACUGCGAAAUAUAUUGUACAACAAUAUGUGGCGGCAACAGGAGGGCCAGUGGCGCUGAAUUCAGUGACUAGCAUGUAUGCAGUAGGACAGGUUAAGAUGGCUGGGUCAGAAAUGCAUGAGGGUAAUGGUAGCGUGCAGACAGGAGGCAAGUCUGAGGUUGGUGGGUUCGUGCUUUGGCAAAAAAACCCUGAUCUAUGGUACCUUGAACUAGUUGUUUCUGGUUACAAGGUUAGUGCAGGUAGUGAUGGCAAGGUUGCUUGGAAUCAAUCCUCUUCUCAACCUUGUCAUGCCAAUAGAGGCCCACCACGACCCCUGAGACGAUUCUUUCAGGGACUGGAUCCAAGGUGCUCGGCCAAUUUGUUCUUAGACGCAGUAUGCAUUGGAGAGAAGACUGUCAAUAGCGAAGAAUGCUUCGUACUAAAGCUAGAGACGGAUGCAAACAUCCUCAAAACACAAUGUUCACCCAACACUGAAAUCCUUCACCACACAAUAUGGGGAUACUUCAGCCAAAGAACUGGGUUACUUGUGAAAUUUGAAGAUACAAAGUUGGUAAAGAUGAAGCCUAUAAAAGGAAAUGACAGUGUGUAUUGGGAAACAAGUAUGGAGUCUGUGCUUGGAGAUUAUAAGUACAUUGAAGGCAUAAAUAUAGCACACAGUGGAAAGACCAUUACCACAUUAUAUAGGUAUGGUAGUUCUAUUAAUCACAAGAGAAAGAUUGAAGAAAAUUGGAGAAUUGAGGAAGUUGAUUUUAACAUUUGUGGCUUGUCAACUGAUUAUUUUUUGCCUCCUGCUGAUCUAAAGAGAGACCAACAAGAAGGUGGUGGAGGAGACUAAUGGCUCUGCUACAUUUUUCUUCUUUUCUGUUUUCUUUAGUUUUUGAUGUUAGAGGGAGAAAUGGAAAUCAAAGAAAUGUGACUGUACAUAUAGUUGAAUUUGAAAUUAUUUUCUUUUUCUUUUUCCUAAAAUCUAUGGUAUUAAGUUCAAGAAUA
This is a messenger RNA of Ricinus communis (castor bean), 1667 nucleotides long. RefSeq lists its product as uncharacterized. NCBI's taxonomy places the organism in Eukaryota, Viridiplantae, Streptophyta, Magnoliopsida, Malpighiales, Euphorbiaceae. The transcript has 3 exons. The record is from RefSeq and is a predicted model, not a curated record. The coding region runs from base 382 to 1512 and encodes 376 amino acids.